Messenger RNA from Paraphaeosphaeria sporulosa, 3290 nucleotides. Its product is annotated as DNase I-like protein. NCBI's taxonomy places the organism in Eukaryota, Fungi, Ascomycota, Dothideomycetes, Pleosporales, Didymosphaeriaceae. The transcript has a single exon. Gene Ontology annotation, molecular function: phosphatidylinositol-4,5-bisphosphate 5-phosphatase activity. Gene Ontology annotation, biological process: phosphatidylinositol dephosphorylation. Bases 219 to 3200 code for a protein of 993 amino acids. The record is from RefSeq and is a predicted model, not a curated record.
ACCACAGAUGCUCGAGAGCUUGGGCCAGGUGGCUCAACGACGAGCACUGCCACGCCGUCGUCAUCGCCGGAGAAAUACUUGCUAUGUCAUAGACGAGGGACAGCGUCCGUCGAGCAUUCACUCCGUUCGACACGCGGCCGACCACAGUACCAUGGACAGCCGGUAACAUCCUUCUCUGACCUUUGACACAGCGCCGCCUGCCCCUCCCCACCAUCGCCAUGGCUUCAAGCGCAAGUUCCGUCUCCUCGGAGCGGCUGGAUGCAAACAUUCCUGGGGCGUUUCCUCAUAGCAAUGCCAGCCAGACCCAGAUCUCCACGACUCAUCAAAACCUCACGCAAGCUCUGUACGCGCGCAGGGCCGAGUACACACGACCACGCCAAGUGCGCAUCAAAGUGGGGUCCUGGAAUACGGCGGGCCUGAAGGGCGUGGAGCAGGACAUUGGUGCCUGGUUCGUGGACGGAAAAGGCAUCGAGGAAUCGCUAGCUGGUCUCGGUGUCAGAGAAUCCGAUGCUUCGGCCAAAGAAAGCAUAUCGGCACAAGAAGCACGACAAACAUCGCUUGCGCCUACCGUGCCUAAGAAUGACACAGCCGCUGUCGCCAGCAACGAAGAAGUCGGACUCUACGUGUUGGGUCUGCAGGAAGUGGUAGACAUAUCGUCUGCUACUGAAGCAUUGCGGCCGUACACAGAUCCCAGUGUCGCCAACAAAUGGAAAGCGAGCGUUGCUACGGCCUUGCCUAAUGGCUAUCAGCUUGUUGCAGAACAGCAACUGAUCGGCUUGCUGCUUCUCAUCUAUGCCUCCCCCGAGGUCCACCCCCAUGUCAAGUCAGUCAGCACCACCAGUGUUGGCACAGGCCUCAUGGGAUACAUGGGAAACAAAGGCGCCGUGACGGCUAGGAUUGUCCUAGGCGAGACCACCAGACUCGUUUUCGUGAACUCACAUCUCGCUGCAGGUGCUGACAAAACUUCACUGGAGCGCAGGAAUUGGGAUGCGGGCCAGAUCACGAGUCGCACACGCUUCGACCCCAUCACCGACGCCAUGGACUUGAAUCAGGGUCAGGGAGAGGGUAUAGGCGACGAGGACUUUGCAUUCUGGUUUGGAGAUCUUAACUAUCGCUUGGAAGGGAUUCCAGGAGAUGAUGUGCGACGACUGCUCACUGUACACACCCUGGCUCACGACCACGAGGAUGCAAAGGACAAUACUUCCAUCUCUGGAGACUCUGGUUAUGCCUCGAAACGAGAUUCCGAAGAUGCUGUUCCUGUUCCACCUGAACUAGACCCUGCAAGCCUCCAUACUACCAUCAACUCCCUCCUGCCCCACGACGAACUCCGACAGCAGCAAAAGGCCGGCAAAGCGUUCCAUGAUGGCUGGGAAGAAGGUCCGAUUCGAUUCCUUCCAACGUACAAGUACGAUGUGGGUAAAGUCGGGGUUUUCGAUUCUAGCGAGAAACGACGUGGGCCCAGUUGGUGCGACCGCAUCCUGUAUCGCACCAGGGCUUCAAGAAACCAGUACAAUCUCAAAGCGAAAGAACGAGAGGAAGCUCAAAAGAAGGAUGAAGAAAUGAAAGCGCAAGGGCUUGAUCAAGAUGACGACGUCUUGUACGACUAUGACCCCGAUACCGAUGGUGAUAAGAACGACAGCUACGAUGAAUACGACGAAUCGCAGGAUCCAGAGCCCGAGAUCGUCCCGACUAAGGCAGGCUUCUCGGACGAGUUCCUCUUGGAGUCCUAUACAUCGCAUUUGCGAGUCAUAUCGUCGGAUCAUAAACCUCUAGAAGCUGUGUUCUCAUUAAAGUACGACGCAGUAAUGCCAGAGCUGAAGACCGCAAUACACCAGGAAGUUGCCCGCGAACUUGACCGUCAAGAGAACGAAGGCCGCCCGUCCGUUGCUCUGGUAGUCGAUCACUCUACGCAUACUUUUGAAGACAAAGAUACAGCUGACAGCAACUUUGAUGGAGUCGACUUUGGCGAUGUUUCAUAUGGCAAGUCAAGACGUCGGAACAUCACCAUCGCAAACACCGGCAGAGUGCCAGCUACGUUCGGUUUUGCCAUGCGUCCAGUCGACCAGAACCAGCCAGAAGGGGCAUUCCCGCCCUGGCUCAAGGUUCGAUUUGAGCGGGAACCUGACACGGCCUCGAAAUCAGCUUCAGAUGAGAUGGAUGCGCAAUAUACAUUGCAACCUGCAGAUGUGUGUAAUGCCGAGUUGAAGCUGAAAGUAGACAGCCCAGACAUGGUUCGGCUACUGAACGAAGGCACAUCGUCUUUAGACGAUGUCCUUGUUCUACGAGUUGAAAAUGGCCGUGACCACUUCCUUCCUCUACGGGCGCAUUGGCAGCCAUCAUCCCUCACGCGCGCGGUCGAUAAACUCAUCAAGAUCCCCGAGGGUGGCAUCCGCAAGCUGCAGGGCCAGAAGCCGGAUGGAGAAGUGAGAUGGUCGGUGCCCCGGGAGAUAUUUCGGCUGACGGAUUCACUAGAAGACAUGACGGAGCGCGCACUUGCCGAGUGGGACAUGACCGGUCAUGAAGGGAACAAGGAGAACGCUCCAUGGCAGCACAACGCUGCAUGGCCGUUUGUCAGCCAGGUCAAGGACUCAGAGGACGAUGAAGUCAUGGGAGGUAUCAUUGAAUCGCUUGACUGUGACGAAUCUUUCGAUCUAGCUUUUCCGGGUGGCAUGCCGCCGAGGGAGAAAACGGAGUAUGUUGCGGAAGCACUCCUCCUCUUCCUACGGACCUUGCAAGAUGGCGUGAUAACCAAGAGCCUCUGGGAGAAACUCGAAGAAGGCAUCGCCACACGCGAAAAGUCCAAACAGCAGCUUGACCGCGACGACGAGAAGAUGUGGGUACUCGAGAUCCUCGCCACCGCCCCAAACCACAACGCCACGUUCCUCCUGCUCAUCUCCAUGCUGCAAAACAUCACGCACCAGAUCGCGGAAGCGGGGAAGGCAAAACCGUCGACGCCGCGUGCGAGCACGGAGCUGCCUGCGUCGCCCAGAGCGCCGGUCAGAAGAAGGACGUUGAGUAAGGUCCCCAACAUAGCGCUGAGGCAGUUGAUACAACGGAAUUAUGCAACCGUGUUCGCGGAUGUGGUGUUUAGGGGGGUGAGUGCUGAAAAGAUGAGGGAGAAGGAGAAGGCAGUGCGGAAGGAGAAGAUGGCGAGGGUCGUUGAGCUGUUUCUCAAGAAUGAGGAUGAUGGGACGGGCUGAGAACAGAUUUGGUGAUAUCCCGAAUAUAUAGAAUACAAGUGGCUUCAUAUAGCGAUGCGCCUCCACAAAUCUGGUGCAUUUGAACGUUUU